CGAUGUUUGAAAGGUGACGGGGUUUCCACUCCAAACGUAUUGCUAUAUUUUAUCGUGGACUCAACACUGGAAGAGAGAUGAAGCGAGCGGUGGACACACUGUGUGGGCCAGGCACCACGGAAACGAUGAUUCUCUUUGCUUUGCUCCUGGUCACGGACCUGCCGCGGGUGGAGACAAACGUCACCGUGUCCGGAAAACAAGCUGCAACCCUGAAGUGUCACGUCUGCGAGAUAGAGAAUAGUUUCGGUUGCACAAAUCCAUCCAACUGUCCUAGGGAUUUUCACUUUUGUACUUCCGUUGCCGUGAGAAUCUAUCCGCGUUUCUUCUAUGUUUCGAAGCAGUGCUCCAGGUAUGUCCAGAGCCGAACAUCCGCGAGCCGGAAUUCAGAGAAGGCGGACGAGCAAGCCGCUUGA
Lynx canadensis (Canada lynx) is the source of this 413-nucleotide messenger RNA. Its product is annotated as lymphocyte antigen 6K-like. The transcript has 5 exons. The record is from RefSeq and is a predicted model, not a curated record. Gene Ontology annotation, cellular component: acrosomal vesicle. Lineage: Eukaryota; Metazoa; Chordata; Mammalia; Carnivora; Felidae. Gene Ontology annotation, biological process: binding of sperm to zona pellucida. The coding region runs from base 78 to 413 and encodes 111 amino acids.